AUGCCGAGCAGCAGCAGCAGCAGCAGCAGCGACAGCAGCAGCAGCAGCAGCAGCGACAGCAGCAGCAGCAGGAACAGCAGCAGCAGCAGCAACACCUGCAGACGCAGCUGGAGACUGGACAUCCAGAGCUAUGUUCAGAUAAGGGGCUCCAUACCUCUUUUGUGGCAGCAGCCUCCGACGCUGAGCUGGUGUCCCCCCUCCCGCUUGGAGGCCUCAGAGCAAGACCAUGAGGCUGCAGCAAAGCGCCACUUUUCCUCGCUAGUCGCGCGCUAUGGCACGGUGGAAGCAGUUAACUUGGUGGACAAAAAGGGCUGGCAGAGAACCUUGGGAGACAAGAUGGAAGCAGUUCUUCAGCAUAUUGAGAAUGUCAGCCACACCUGGUUUGAUUUUCACGCGGAGUGCAAGAACAUGCGGUGGGACCGCCUCAGCAAGUUGCUGCAGCAGCUGCAGCAGCAAAUCGACAGCCAGGGGUCUCUGCGGGUUUUGCUGCUGCCUGAAGAGAUAGCAGCAGCAGCAGCAGGAGACUGUCCCGUGCCUGGGUGGCAGGUGGCGCAGGUGUACAGACAGCAGAGGGGAGUCAUGCGGACCAACUGCGUGGACUGUCUAGACAGAACAAGUGUAGUUCAAAGUGUCUUUGGUCGAGUUGUGCUGCAGAAGCAGUUGGCGGCCUUCAGUGCAGCAGCAGCUCCUGCAGCAGCAGCAGCAGCUGCUGCUGCUCACGACGCUGCAGCAGCAGCUGCUGCUGCUGCUGCAGACGAACCCUUCGCCCCCAUUCGGGUCUCUCCUGCUGCUGAAGAAAUCUUCAGGACUCUCUGGACCUCCAACGCAGACGCGCUCUCUAUUCUUUAUUCAGGUGCCGCCACUGCAGCAGCAGCAGCAGCAGCAGCAGCAGCAGCACAGCAGCAGCAGCAGCAGCAGCAGCAGUGUGGGGUGCUUUGCGUGGGUGGACUCGCAGGGACUCCGGCCUUAAAGACAGAUUUCACAAAAACGGGAAAGCGCUCAACUUGGGGAGCGCUCAAGGACGCGAAAAACUCUUUCUGCAGGCGCGACGACUGCAUAGACGUGCCGCUGCUGCACAAGCAGCUGCAGCAGCAGCAGCAGCAGCAGCAGCAGCUGAGGCAGCAGCAGCGCCUGCUGAUGGGGCUGCAGCAGCAGCAGGGGCAAAUGCACUACGAAAUGCAGGAACGGCAGCCACAGCAGCAGCAGCAGCAGCAGCAGCAGCAGCAGUACCGCCAGCCGCUGGAGCAGCAGCUGCAGCAGCCGCAGCAGCAGCAGCAGAUGCAGGAGCAGCAAAUGCCAGAGCAGCCGCAGCAGCUGCUGCAGCGGCAGAAGAUCAGCAGCACGAGCGAGGGGCAGGGCUGA
Molecule: messenger RNA, 1362 nt
Organism: Eimeria necatrix
Lineage: Eukaryota; Apicomplexa; Conoidasida; Eucoccidiorida; Eimeriidae
Product: SAC1 phosphoinositide phosphatase, putative
Exons: 7
Coding region: 1-1362 (453 amino acids)
Biological process (GO): phosphatidylinositol dephosphorylation
Cellular component (GO): endoplasmic reticulum
Molecular function (GO): phosphatidylinositol-4-phosphate phosphatase activity
Source: RefSeq, a predicted model, not a curated record